AAUACUUUCUCGUCAUCCAACCUCGAAACUCGACAAACGUCAAAUCACCAAUAUUUCUCAGCUGAGGAAAGGUGACUGACUGCUUGACGUUGUGUAGCUUGCUCAGUUGUUCAUAUUCAUGAAACUCAAUAAAUUAAUUAUAAUAAACUAUCGAGUGAUUUAGAAACAUACAUAAAGUUUGAAAAUGAGUGAAUUGAGCCAGGAAGAGAUAAGAAGACGUCGUCUGGCGCGACUCGCCGCGCUAGGAGGCAACAGUCCAGCCCCGACCAGCCCUCCUGUCACCCCCGGAGCCUCCAUACCUUCGGACAUUCUCAGCCCCCAAGCACCGUUGAGACUGUCGCCCGCGCCCGCGCCACGAGGCUCGACAGAAAACUCCGACAGCCAGAACAAAGACAGUUUUAGUGAAAACAAAAACGAUGUUGUUAGUGAUGAAACAAAAAUUCCAGAUGGCAUUAUAGUGACAGAAAAAACGGACAACAGUAAUUUGCUUGAUGAAAUGCCCGACACUAAAAUGACGGACUUAUCACAAAGUAGACAAUACAAUAGUUUUGAUUCCAUGGGGGAGGACACAUUGUUAACAUGCAAUAGUGUGAGGGGGCUACAGACGGGGGUGGUAGGUUCUGAGGGAGUGUCCACCAGGGAAGACAGCACUUCUCGAUCCAUAUCCCCUCCGCAGUUUGUGGAGCCUUCUCCUGUGCAGGCGCGGCCAGCGUCAUCACCGAGCUGCUCGAGGCGAUCAUUGUCUAUGGAGGUAGAUGAUGUUUCAGAAAGAAAUUCACAGUCAGACCCACAGCAAGAACCCAUGGAGAUUGAAGAUAGUGAUUUGUCACAAUCACCAGCACGGAAAAUUCUACGGUCAAGAACUGUUAGUUGCACUGAGCUAACGGAGGAGCAGUUGAGGAAUAUAGUUGCCAAAAUAUUAUUAGUGUCCUGGUCGGACGAGAGUGCCGGUGGUAUUUUUGUACCAUCAGUAGCUGCCUCACUUUUAGACAACCCUGAUUUAAGUUUACGAGCUCUCGCAUCGGAGUCAAUAAUGGACAUUAUAAGCCAAAUCAUUGAUGGAUCAGAUCCACUUAAUCAAAAACUAAUUGCUAUAUCGGAGAUGACGAAGCAACCAAACGAAGAAGGAGGGGAUGAUAUAUUGACAACAGGUUUCCUUGGCUCAGAAUCUGACCAAGAGAAAUCUGACUGCCCCACACCGUUACUACCAUUGUCCCAAAAGAUAUCGACACAAUCUCUACUUGUUAGUUAUCUACUCAAAUUCUACAACAACAUUAAACUAUACGAAAAGGACCAUCCGAAGAAAAGUUCGGAACCACCUUUGGCUGAUCUCCUUCAGACAUUAAGAACUUUACUUGUGAAUCAUUUAGUGUUAGUGUUGAGAAAUAAAUAUGACAUUGAAAAGUGUAAAAAGUCACCACUGUUACCGUAUCUACUGAAUGGUAAUGCUCCUAAUGGACUCAUUCCUGAGGUGAUGUUGGCAACAUACACAGAUCAAGAGGCAUUCGAUGAGGUAUUUGUGCCGCUACUGAUGGGUGUACGUGAGGAGAUGCGUCGUUGCGUGUCGCCCGCAGCGGGGUGCGGGCACGGUGCGGCGUUGCGUGCGCUCGACGCGUUGUGUGCGUUACGCGCGCCGCAGCGCACCGCCCGCCCUGUGUGCUCGCUGCUGGCUCGCCUGCCGUCGCUCUGUCCCCCGCCCGUCACCACUGCGCCGGGUCGCGAGAUCGCGCGUGUUAGCUUCAUGGGACCCUUCUUUGCUAUAUCAUUAUUCGCCGAGGAGAACCCGCGGUUCGCUGAGCGCAUGUUCGGUGGCGCUACGGACCAGUCGCUCGUGUUCGCGUUACAGUGCGAGCUGGAGGCGGGCCGCAACACGUUACACCGAGUGUGUCACAACGUGCUACUGUGUCCGGACGCGAGAGAGAAGUUCCUCGACUAUCUAGCCGCGCUGCUCACACGCAACGAACGCCGCGCGCAGAUGCAUACGGAUGAACGGUCGCUCGCAGGUGACGGAUUCAUGCUGAACGUGUGUUCGGUGCUCCAACUACUGUCGGUCCGGAUCAGGAUGGACCGCGUAUGGCCCCUCUACACGUUCCAGCCGGGCACGUGGAUCAACAUCCGCGAUGACACGCGCCUGUAUUACACUGCUACUGAGGCGCAGGCGUGGCUGGAUGCCCUGUGCGCGCAACCGGACCACAAGUGGCCGGAAGCGAAGUUCCAGACGGUGUGCUGGUUCCUCACGCUGCACAUGCACCACGUAGCGCUCAUACCCGCGCUGCAGACACACCAGCGACGGAUCCGAGCUUUCCGCGACCUGCAGAAGGUUAUAGAGGAGUUGAUGGCGGCGGAACCGCAGUGGCGCAACACCGUGUCCGCGCUCCGCAACCGCGAGCUGCUGCGGCGCUGGCGGCGGCAGAUCAAGCGGCUACACAGGUCGAAACAAUGCGCCGAAGCGGCCCUUCUGGACCCUGAGUUAAUGCGUCGCGCGCUGUCGUUCUAUGCGGGCGUGUGCGGACUGCUGACGGCGCGGCUGACGGCGGCCACCGACCCCGACCUGCCGCCGCACAGCCCCGCCCACGCCUUCCGCGCCACGCCCGAGUGGUACGUCGAGGACGUCGCCGAGUUCAUGCUGUUCGCCGUGCAAUACGUGCCCCAAAUAGUGAUGUACAACAUCGAGGAUCCGGUUAUCACGUGGCUGUUAACGGCCAUCUGCAACUCCCAUCUCAUCAAGAACCCCUACUUGGUAGCCAAGAUCGUAGAAGUGUUAUUCGUGAUCAACCUGUCCCAGCCAAUGAAACUAAAGAAUGUCUACGAGAAGUUCAUGGACCAUCCGAUGUCCCAAACUGCUCUGCCCAGCGCACUGAUGAAGUUCUACACGGAUAUAGAGACGACUGGACAGAGCACGGAGUUCUAUGACAAGUUUACCAUACGGUUCCACAUCAGCAUUAUAUUAAAGGGCAUGUGGGAGAGGCCGAUACAUAAACAGGCGAUCGUGAAAGAGUCCCGCUCCGGGCGACAGUUCGUCAAGUUUAUCAACAUGCUGAUGAACGACACAACAUUCCUACUCGACGAGUGUCUCACGUACUUGAAGCGUAUCCACGAGGCGCAGGAGGCGGAGGCGAGCGGCGCGUCGGGCGUGGAGGCGCGCGCGCGUGCGCUGGCGCAGGACGAGCGACAGUGCCGCUCUUAUCUCACGCUGGCCAGGGAGACGGUGGACAUGCUGGAGUAUCUAACAGCGGACAUCAAGGAGCCGUUCCUGCGCGCCGAGCUGGUGGACCGCCUCGCCUCCAUGCUCAACUUCAACCUGCAGCAGCUGUGCGGACCCAAGUGUAAUAACCUCAAGGUCCGGCGGCCGGAGAAGUACGGGUGGGAGCCGCGGCGGCUGCUGAGCCAGCUGGUGGACAUCUACCUGCACCUCGACGAGCCCGCCUUCCACGCCGCGCUCGCCGCCGACGAGAGAUCAUUCCGCAAGGAGUUGUUCGAGGAGGCGGCGGUGCGGCUCGCGCGCUCCUGCAUCAAGACGCCCUUCGAGAUCGAGCAGUUCAGGGCGCUCGCCAACAACGCAUAUCAGAUCGCUAUAUCGAACCAGCAAAAGAGCGACGAGUACGCGGACGCGCCGGAGGAGUUCCGCGACCCGCUCAUGGACACGCUCAUGACGGACCCCGUGCUGCUGCCCUCCGGCAAGGUGAUGGACAGAUCGGUGAUCCUGCGACACUUGCUCAACAGCGCCACGGACCCGUUCAACAGGCAGCCGCUCACCGAGGACCAGUUGCGUCCAGCAACGGAGUUGAAGGAGAGAAUAUUGGAAUGGAUACGCGACAAGAACGGAUCGACCUCCACAUCUUAAGCUCUCAAAACAAAGUCUGAUGUAUAUACCUAUAUGUAGACUAGCUGAUACACUCAGCAAUUAAUGGACUUGUCAAAACUUGAAUGUGAGAUUAUUUUAAGUGGUGUUAUAUUUGCAGUCAAAAACCGCCUAAAAUACAUUUUAACAACUGUGUUCUACAUAAUAAUUAAUGUUAUACUUUUAAUAAGUUCCGUAGUAAAAAAAUCUAGCCCCAUUUUAAUCCUUCGACUGUGGAUUCUUGGAAAUCUAUUGUUAUUCUAUUGUGUCUCGCUCACCGGUGAGCUUAUGGGGCUUGAUGGGUUAAAUAAAAUAUCGCCUACGUACGCUACUCCAUAUACCUGUCUUCGUUUGGCACCUUGGGAAAGCCACUUGACAGCUAUCAUAGAGUAGCUUUAGCAAUUGCCAAAAGCCAAAGCUUAGGGCGCACUUAGAUACGGAACAUCGGGAAUAUUCAGAGCACUGAAAACAGGACACUAAAACUAAUAUGAUAGAGUUGUAAAUCGAAGUGUCGAGUCGUCAAAUCUGACGAUUCGACACUUGAGUUUUCGAUUUUGAGCUCUAUGUUAAUAGUCCAAAGUUCUAUUAACAAUGCUUCGAAUUUUCAUUGGUUUUCGGGGUUAAAAAGUAUAGUACCAGUUUAACUUCCAGAAAAAAAUGUGGGGUAGGCCAAAUAUAUUGCAUUGCAUGUUUGAAUGAUGUGAUUCCCUGAAUAUUACAUGUUUAAACAUUAUGAAAUCUCGCUCAAUAUGCCAUAAGAGGCAUUUGAAUUCCUUAUGUAUUCGUCAAAAUUAUACUUGGACAUGCUAUACUAGAAGUCGCGAGGUUAAGCACAGAAAUGUCACAGCCGUGUGUCAGUUAAGUUCCAUGUCUAUACUAGUUGUCUUUAGUGCUACGCACUGUAAAUAUUUUCAUCUUAAUUCAAAAGGCCUAAGUUUUACUUAUAUCCAAGGCAGGUUAGACUAACUUUUAGAUUUGUAUGAAUUUUGUUUAUCGAAAAAAAAAUCAAACAGAACUCGAUUAGUUUGUA
Messenger RNA from Aricia agestis (brown argus), 4871 nucleotides. RefSeq names its product ubiquitin conjugation factor E4 B (gene Ube4B). The record is from RefSeq and is a predicted model, not a curated record. Bases 185 to 3844 code for a protein of 1219 amino acids. Gene Ontology annotation, cellular component: cytoplasm; nucleus; ubiquitin ligase complex. The transcript is spliced from 20 exons. Gene Ontology annotation, biological process: protein polyubiquitination. NCBI's taxonomy places the organism in Eukaryota, Metazoa, Arthropoda, Insecta, Lepidoptera, Lycaenidae. Gene Ontology annotation, molecular function: ubiquitin-ubiquitin ligase activity.